Molecule: messenger RNA, 456 nt
Organism: Striga hermonthica
Lineage: Eukaryota; Viridiplantae; Streptophyta; Magnoliopsida; Lamiales; Orobanchaceae
Source: the annotation of a GenBank genome assembly
AUGGGGGCACUGGUGCCGAAGGUGUGGUUCAUGCUAUUCCGAGCGAAGGAGUACAAGAUCGUGGUGGUCAGCCUCGAUAACGCCGGCAAAACGACGACGCUUUACAAGCUCCAUUUGGGGGAGGUGGUCACCACGCACCCAAUCGUCGGCAACAACGUUGAGGAGCUUGUAUACAAGAACAUUCGGUUCGAGGUGUGGGACCUUGGCGGACAAGAGAGGCUAAGGACAUCAUGGGCCACAUACUACCGAGGCACACACGCCGUAAUAGCUGUAAUAGAAAGCACAGAUAGGGCUCGGAUCUCCGUAAUGAAAGAUGAAUUAUUCGGUCUGCUACUGCACGAAGAUCUACAAAGCGCGGUUGUGCUUGUUUUUGCAAAUAAACAGGACCUUAAGGAUGCGAUGAACCUUGCCGAAAUAAACGGAUGCACUUUCCCUGCACAGCAUAAAGAAUCAUGA